AUGGUUGAUGUUGUACUCUUCAACUUAAGUAAAGCCUUUGAUGUAGUCAACUACUCUCUUCUUAUAGACAAACUGAGGCUAUUGGGAGUACAUGGUCCUCUACUGUCAUGGAUCACAAAUUUUCUAAAUUUUCUAAAUUUUCAAAAAAAUGUCCUCAGUGGAGUAUCCCAGGGAUCAGUCCUUGGUCCCCUCUUAUUCUUAGUUUAUAUCAAUUUCUUGCCAACCUAUAUCCAUUCAAAAUGCAAAUUCUUCGCAGAAGACAUGAAAAUCUACCUAGAGCUACAGAGAGUUCCUCUUUGGCUGGAGACACAGAAAUUUGAAACAGUAUACAGAGUCGUGGACUCAUGGAGUCUGCACUUCAACCUCAAUAAGUGUGCUGUGCUGCAUUGCCAAAGAGCAUCAACAGAUCACAUCAACACUGGCCCACUACACUUUUAUAUGAUGGACACCAUUGCCCUCUCUAUUGUAUCUACCCAUAAAGAUCUGGAUAUUACAGUUGACUCUACCUUGAAAUUCCACUGUCACAUCUCAAAGACUGUAAAGAAAGCAGCAGGUCUGACAAAUAACUUGCUGAACUCAACACUCUGUCAUGACAAGGAUUUUAUGAUCACCCUGUUCAAAUCUCAUAUCAGACCUUUACUAGAGUUCAGCUCUAUUGUAUGGAACACAGGAUACCUGGGUAACCAAAAGCUUCUGGAAUCGACACAGCGGAGGUGGACUAAACAAAUCGCAGGAAUGACCGAUCUUAACUAUGCAGACCGUCUACAAACUCUGAACCUCUAUUCCAUCUAA
Molecule: messenger RNA, 792 nt
Organism: Portunus trituberculatus (swimming crab)
Lineage: Eukaryota; Metazoa; Arthropoda; Malacostraca; Decapoda; Portunidae
Exons: 1
Coding region: 1-792 (263 amino acids)
Source: RefSeq, a predicted model, not a curated record